This is a messenger RNA of Symbiodinium sp. CCMP2592, 1356 nucleotides long. The record is from the annotation of a GenBank genome assembly. Lineage: Eukaryota; Dinophyceae; Suessiales; Symbiodiniaceae.
AUGGUUCUGGCUGUGGUGAGAAGAAGUGUUGCUGUUGCAUUAGCUACGAGAAGCGAGGAAUCAAGGCUACAGCUACCUGGAGCCGAAUGUAUUGACUGCGAUUCGCACGAGGAGACGGUGCUGUUGCAACGCAUGAAGUCUUCGGAAGAUCACACUGCACUGGGAGCCGACGAGUGGAGGUGGCAAAAGCAUGGCUACCCCAAGUGGAACUGCGAAGAUGAUGUUCGUGCAGCGCAGCAGGACUGGAGGGGAGCCAUCCUCGACAUCUCCGCGGCAUACCGGGAGAAUACUUCCAGUGGAGAAUUUGUGACCGUGGCGAUUGAUGCCAUCGAAAACCUCUACGGCUACGACAUUGGGCCGGUGACCUUCAAGCCGACCCUGGCCGAAGAGGAGCCCUUCCGCCCCACUUUUGAUGGUGCAUUGUCAUACUUCGUUGGAUACGACGCCAUGCAGGCCUUCAACGGCGGUGGCGGCAUCCCGGAAGAUAAAGGCUUUGCCAUUGCAGGUGGUGAUACGUGGUCAAAGGUCUUGUUCUUCAAUGACCAGAUCAGCUGCGUGGGGGAUGUUGCGCUUGCCCAAGGGUACUACUACUUCAAGAAUGCAACCUCCGGAGUGGAGACAGGCGUGGAGUACACCUUCGCGUACAAGAAGAUGUGGGAAGGUGAGUUGAAGAUCGUGACCGCUCCCUCCGGCCCUGAACUGUCGGGCACUGGCCCCUCCCCGGCCCCCGAUUUGAUCCAGGAAGGCCAGACAGGAGCUGCAAGCAUCAAAGCACGUGCUUGGCCGAUGAAGCCUUGGCCCAUGAAGCCAGUUUGGUGGCGUGGCCGCGGCUUCAAAAGGAGUUACAGCGGCCCCAGCUGCGAGGAUCGUGUUGCGGCAGCUCAAGAAGAAUGGAAGGAUGCGAUCCUGAGCAUCUCUGCCGCGUAUCAGCAGGGCGGGACUAACUCAAGCUAUGAGCAGAUCGCAGUGGAUGCAAUCAGCAAGCUCUACAAUUACGGCGAGUCCAAGGUGUUAUUUAAGCCGACCCUCGCGAUAGAGGAUCCCUUCCGCGAGACAUUCUCCGGUGCCGCAUCUUACUUCCUCGGCUACAACGCCACGGAGGAGCAAGGAGGCUUCCCUGAAGACAAAGGCUUUGCUAUCAAUGCCGGUAAGACUUGGUCGGCGGUUGAGUUUGUGAACAAUCAGACCACCUGUGUGGGGGAUGUCGCGCUGGCACAGGGCUACUACUUCUUCACCGACAACGUCACCGGGAACGAAACCGGGGUCGAGUAUACCUUUGCCUACGAGAAGAAGAAGACAGGGGAGUUGAAGAUCAUCGCCCACCACUCCUCCUUGCCGGCAUCUUAUGGUCGAUGA